Messenger RNA from Lathyrus oleraceus (garden pea), 985 nucleotides. Its product is annotated as homeobox-leucine zipper protein ATHB-22. Lineage: Eukaryota; Viridiplantae; Streptophyta; Magnoliopsida; Fabales; Fabaceae. Gene Ontology annotation, cellular component: nucleus. The transcript has 3 exons. The record is from RefSeq and is a predicted model, not a curated record. Bases 107 to 820 code for a protein of 237 amino acids. Gene Ontology annotation, biological process: positive regulation of DNA-templated transcription. Gene Ontology annotation, molecular function: sequence-specific DNA binding; DNA-binding transcription factor activity, RNA polymerase II-specific.
ACCUAAUUAACCUAUUCAAAACUCCAUAAAAGAGACAACACCCUUUGAUCCUCAUCCAUUGUUUUUCUUAUCCAGACUCUCUUUGCUAUUCAAGAGAAACCCUAAAAUGGAUUGGAAUACUGAUACCACAGUACCCUUUGUUCCUCCUCCAGGUUCUUCUUUAAGCUUCUUCUACAACUAUAACAACUACAAUUAUUCUGGAAUUGAAGCGAGUGAAGCGGCAUUGGGUGAGACUCAACAAAGGUUGCUUCCUGUAAUUGAUGAUGAAACGAACAAGAUUAAUAAUGGAAAAGAUUACCGAGAGAAGAAGAAGACCAAGAACAAGAAGAAUAAAUUAACAAGUAACCAAGUUGAUGCAUUGGAGAGGAGUUUUCAUGAAGAAAUAAAAUUAGACCCUGAAAGAAAGAUGAAGCUUUCUGCUGAGUUAGGGCUUCAACCUCGCCAAGUCGCUGUCUGGUUCCAAAAUAGGCGUACUAGGUGGAAGACUAAGCAGCUUGAACACUCCUAUGAUGUGCUGAAACAAGAAAAUCAGAAACUUCAAGAAGAGGUUAUGGUGUUGAAGGAAAAGCUAAAAGAGAAAUCUGAUUGCAGGACACAAACAUUUGGCGAUGAAACAGUAGAAAGUCCAUUAGAAGGGUUGGGAUGGAGAGAGAUUGAAGGGUAUAAACCAUAUCCAAAUUCCCACAAUCAACAAGGAUCAACAAGUAGCAUUCAACAAGCUGCAGAGGGAUACAUCAACAGUUCUUUCAUUGUUGAAGAUUUUGACUCAGUUUCAUUGCAUCAGGAAUGUCACUGGCCUGAGUUACCUUAUUAUCCAUGAUCUACUAUAGAUGUUCAUGUUUGAAUGAAUUAAAGUACUCUUUAUGAGUGCUAACUCAUUUAAUUUUAGUGUACUAGUAGUUAGGUAUUAGUCGUUUGAAGACUGACAUUAAUUAGAAUCUAUUGAAAGUACUCUUUAUGGAAAGUUGAAAAGCUUUUUAUGGUU